UCUCUCAGCCUGUCUGAUUUCCCUCUGAGCCGCGGGAUCGAACCAGCUGCAGACUCCGGUCCUCUGUCGAGCGCUGUGACCAUCCUUACACAACGUGUGCUCGUUUCAUCUUUAGCCAUCUUUUGAUUAAACUUGUGACAUCAUACAGGUGAGACCCUGAGGGCAGCUGCUCUCUCUCUCUCUCUCUCUCUCUCUCUCUCUGACUCUGCAUCAUGGCGUCCGGUCUGAUCCGCCGUCACUUGGCUCUCUCUCUGCACAGGAACGUGAGGCUCAGCGCUCCAGCCUGCAGGUAUGCCAGUAAAGCAGCUCCAAAGACUGAUCAGGACUACGACUACAGUGGACCCUCCAUGAAAACCACCGUACCUGGACCCAGAACACAGGAGCUGACCAAACAGCUGGGAGAAAUCCAGAACGUGGGGGCCAUAAACUUCUUCUGUAACUAUGAGGAGAGUCGGGGGAACUACCUGGUGGACGUGGACGGAAACCGCAUGCUGGACCUUUACACACAGAUCUCCUCCAUCCCCAUUGGUUAUAAUCACCCUGAUCUGCUCAAACUGAUGUCCAACCCCAACAACCUGAGCACGCUGGUGAACCGUCCCGCUCUUGGGAUCCUGCCACCGGAGAACUUUGCAGAUAAAAUCACAGAGACUCUGCUCUCAGUGGCGCCCAGCGGGAUAACCCGUGUUCAGACGAUGGCGUGCGGCUCGUGCGCCAAUGAGAACGCCUACAAAGCCAUGUUCAUCUGGUACAGGAAUAAAGAGCGAGGACCCAACGCGCCGUCUGAAGAAGAGCUCAGCAGCUGUAUGAUAAACCAGUCUCCAGGAUGUCCUGAACUCAGUAUUUUAUCCUUCAUGGGCGGAUUCCAUGGCCGGACGAUGGGUUGCCUAUCAACAACACACUCUAAACCCAUCCACAAACUGGACUUGCCGUCGUUUGAUUGGCCGAUUGCUCCGUUCCCGCACCUUCAGUAUCCUCUGGAGGAGUUCACCCGCGAGAACGCUCAGGAGGAGGCGCGCUGCCUGGAGGAGGUGGAGGAUCUGAUCGUCAGGUGGAGGCAGAAGGGGAAGCCGGUGGCGGGGAUCGUAAUUGAGCCGAUCCAGGCUGAAGGUGGAGAUAACCACGCCUCCCCCGACUUCUUCAGGAACCUCCGCAACAUCGCACGCAAGCACGGCUGUGCGUUCCACGUGGACGAGGUUCAGACAGGGGGCGGGGCCACGGGAAAGUUCUGGGCUCAUGAGCACUGGGGAUUGGACGACCCGGCAGACAUCGUGGCCUUCAGUAAGAAAAUGCUGACCGGAGGAUACUUCCACAAGGACGAACUGCAGGCUGACAAGCCGUACCGUAUCUUUAACACCUGGAUGGGGGAUCCUUCAAAGAACCUGAUGCUGGCUGAAGUCCUGAACGUGAUCCGCACAGAGAACCUUUUGGAGGAGGUGUGCCGCUCAGGGAAGGCUCUGCUGAACGGCCUGUAUGAGCUGCAGGCUCGGUACCCCGGCAUGCUGAGCCGAGCUCGAGGACAGGGGACUUUCUGUGCCAUCGAUAUCUGUGACGACGCCACACGCACGAGCCUGCUCAACAAGGCCAGAGACAAAGGUGUCCUCCUGGGUGGCUGUGGAUCUCAGUCAAUCCGUUUCCGUCCUGCGUUGGUCUUCAAAGAGUACCACGUCCACAUGUUCCUCAACAUCUUUAACGACGUGUUGGCUCAGCACAAAUAAACCCAACUUGAAGACCUGAUGGACCUGAAGAACCUGAGGGACCUGAAGGACUCAGACUUACCCUACCUGCUACUGAUUGAAUCCUGUCAUGAUGAACACAAUCCUCACAUUAAUUUACACACCUGUCAGCUCUGUUUACAGGUCAACGACCAAUUCAUCUUCAAAACUGACCAAUCAUCCUCAUCCUCUCAUUAGCUCCAUAAGAUCAUCCUGUACCCACAGAACCAAUCAGAAAACAGAUUACUCUGGGUCCUGUGCUCGAUGAAAAGAAUCAAUGUAUUGCUGGAAGCAGCCGGUUGAUACAGGUGAGUCUGUUUGUCUGACAGGUAGCAUUAACAUUAUAUUAAUGUAAAUAAAGUGUUCUCAUUAACCACACACACACACACACACACACACACACACACACACACACACACACACACACACACACACACACACACACACACACACACACACACACACUCUGUCAGGGCGCAUCAGGGCUGUCACCACAAUAUUCAACUUUGAUUUGAUACCUGUGGAAAUAAAGGACAUCGUUACCACAGCGACAACAAUUAGAGUCCCAGACACACGUAUUGGUUUAUUUCUUCUUUUGAAUUAUUAAAAAUUGCUCACUGUCUAAAUUGUACAAAGAUGUAAGCAACAGUUCAGACAGUGAGCAGGAGGAAUCAGCAACAUGACCCUCAGACACGCUGAACCCUGACAGACUGUGGCGCCCUCUGGUGGUCGUAUUGAAGAAACCAGCCUGCAUGUCAUUAAAGCUCCUCGCUCUGCUUCUGACUGUUCUGUUGCUCUUCAGCUUGAAAUGUUUUAGCCCAGAAAUGUGAAACUUUGAUGGACCAUAAACAGUCUUAGAUGAUGUAGUGCCUGCAUGACUUUUUAUACGGCCUCCAUCACAUGUUGAAAACAGGCUGAACAGAGAGCUUCAUAUCAGCUGGUUCAAUAAUGUCCAUAUUCACUCUUCAGCUACGGAGGCCCCAAAGGACAAAAGACAAGAAGCACAAACAUAAAGAAAUUCACUUCAUAUCUCAUACACACACACAGACAUACACACACACACACACACACACACACAAUGAACCUGUGCUUAGAGCUGCUAACGCUCUAUAGAUCCACUUUCUGUGAUUAUUCAUCCGUCAGUUCGUUGACAUCAGAUUAUCGUUUCUUUUUAUUUAUGAGCUGCCAAACGGAGACCUCGUGUUAUGUGAUGAUAAACAACAACAGCAACAGCUCAGCGUUUAUGAGGCUUCGUUAACGCUGUCUCACCUUUACUGUUGUACGUCAGCGCCCCCCGGUGGUGACUGUGUGAUAACAGCGUUAUACUCAGGCUCUGAAACACGUUCAUGUUGAACAUCCUUGUUUCUCUGAAACUCAGGAAGACAUCGGGAGAGGCUGUGAGCUGAGCUGCUGCUAACGUUAGCUUAGCUUGUUUAUGGGCACAAUGUCAGACUAAACAUCAUAUCAGAUAUAUAAGAUAAUAUUUCUGUUUUAUUAACAGACUUUUGUUCUUUAUUUAAACAAAAGGAGACAAACUGAGCGCUGUUCCCCAUGGUAGCAUGUUAGCUAACUGUAGCUAAUUAGCUUAGCUUUAAGCACAGGUCCAUCAAACACUUUACACCAAGUCUCAUCAGCACAUGUAGUAAACAUGUUUAUGGCUCUGACUCUGGCGCUCUGUGAUUGGUUGAAUGUUCCUGGCGCCUUUAGACGAGUGUAGCAGCUCAUGAACAUGAAUCUGUUGUAAAUAUGAAAACAUGUGUAGGGGUCUCUCUCUUAACCACUCUGAUAUUUACGCUUUGUUUGGUAGCAGUUCAUGAAGGAUGAGGACAACAGCGCCCGUUUGUCUGUUUGUCGUCACUCAGUAUUACCUGAUGUAGAGUUCCCAUGAUCCUCUCUGUUAACUACAGUAAUUAUUGCACUUGUGACAUAUAGAUGAUUAUUGAUGUAAUUAUUUUAAUGGCUCUAACUGUUGUACUGUGAUCAAUAAAUUAAUCCAGUUUGACUAACUUA
Molecule: messenger RNA, 3722 nt
Organism: Labrus bergylta (ballan wrasse)
Lineage: Eukaryota; Metazoa; Chordata; Actinopteri; Labriformes; Labridae
Gene: abat
Product: 4-aminobutyrate aminotransferase
Biological process (GO): GABA catabolic process
Cellular component (GO): mitochondrion
Molecular function (GO): pyridoxal phosphate binding
Source: RefSeq, a predicted model, not a curated record